AAGAUCACCGGGCAUUGCCUUUAGAGUUCAUAGCGCUCAUUUAGACGACGUGGUUGGUUUCACAAACACAGCACAGUACUAGUAUCCAAAGCAGCCCAUAGACACUCACCAAAGACUGUGACUGCAUAGUAAUAAGCCUCUCCCUUUCUAGGGGGCUAUGCUUUUCUCUAACAUUAGGAAUUAUUGCAUACCUACAAAGGAUUGAAAAUAUAGUUACUCAGAAUUUUAGUUUCUUUUCCUUAAGAAGCUGUGAGUCUUCACUGGCAAAGGAAUGAAUCAUUACCAAGCUGAAUCAACAUUUUAUGAGCAGCUAUGGAGACAAAUUCGGCUCCUUUCCAAGAUGGUGUCAACAACCAGAAAAGAAUGGAGGAUACAUUAAAAAUCAUCCAGCAACAACCACCUUAUACUCCUUCAAGAAACAUUAUGAGUGUUGCGUUUCGGAAUCUGAGUGUUCACGCAUUCGGCCGACGAACGGACUACCAACGCACUGUCGCAAACUUUCUCGGUGCAUCUGUUGCAAAUUGGGUUACGAAAAACCCACGAUUCCGGAUCGACAUCCUCCAUGAACUCGACGGAGUUGUACCGAGCGGCGAAAUGUUACUAGUGCUCGGAAAUCCAGGGAGCGGAUGCACCACCAUGCUGAAGUCUCUAGCAGGACAGACAUACGAUAUUUACAUAGACGAAGAGGCGGCUAUUAACUACCAAGGCUUGUCGUCGAAGCAAAUUUUUACUGAGUUCCGAGGAAAAGCGACGUAUCAAGCUGAAUUCGAUAUCCACUUCCCUUCCUUAACUAUGCGAGAGACUCUUGAGUUUGCCUAUAGAGCAAGAAGACCUCCUAAGUAUUGGGAUGUGACCAAAGCUACUGUCGAAAGCGAUGUUCGCGCUUUGGGUUUAUCUAAAGCCCUUGAUACCAAGAUGGGGAACGCCUAUGUUCCUGGAGUUAGUGGAGGAGAACGCAAAAGAACGAGUAUCGCGGAAAUCCUCCUAGGAGACAGUGUCUUCCAAUGUUGGGAUAAUAGUACACGAGGGUUAGACAGUGUCAAUGCUCGUGACUUCGUCAAGGCCCUACGACAACGUACUACAGAGAACCGCUCCGUAGCCAUUGUGACUUUAUACCAAGCAGGCGAAGAGAUAUAUGAUCUUUUCGAUAAAGUGACGGUAUUAUAUGAAGGACGACAGAUCUAUUUUGGAUCUACGAGAGAUGCUAAAAAAUAUUUCACCGACCUCGGAUAUAUCCCCCCAAACAGAUCCACUACCCCUGAAUUCCUUACGUCUGUUACGAGACCACUCGAUUUACGCCCCCAAACAAGGGACGGCAUCGGAUGGCUGCCAAGAACUGCAGAGGACUUCGAGCAGAGAUGGAAGACUUCCCAUCAAUACAAAGCAUUGAUUAAUGAGGUCGAUACUUAUAACGCCACUUACCCUCUCGGGGAUGAGAAGAAUCGCCGGGUAAUGCCGAGGGAGCUGAAAGGGUUCGAAGAGCGAAGAACCCCCUAUGUUCUCCCAGUCCCGAUGCAAAUCGGGCUCUGUGUGAAUCGGGGGUUCCUUCGUCUGCGUAAUAAUCUAGGGGUACCAAUAUCCACUAUCAUGGGGAACUUUGUUGUUUCCCUUAUCCUCGGUAGCAUGUUUUACAACAUGAAAGAUGAUACCGAUAGUUUCUUUGGUCGCGGAGUGCUACUGUUUUUUACUAGUCUGGUCAACACGACACUGGCCGCCUUCGAGUCCGUAGCAUUAUGGGAUGAUCGCCCAAUUAUCGAGAAGCAUGUCCAAUACGGAUUUUACCAUGCCUUUACUGAAGCCGUCGCAUCCUUCGUCUGCGACCUACCAAACAAGCUCGUGCUCACAUUCGCUUUUAACUGCCCACUCUACUUCCUAAGUAAUCUUCGGCGUACGCCUGGAGCGUUCUUUACCUAUUAUCUAUUUGGAUUGAUGAGUCUUCUCAAUGGAUCUGUGGUAUAUAGGUCCAUGGGGGCCAUGUCCCGAACUCUGGCUGGUUCUCAGCCUCCUGGGGCAGUACUUGUUGUACUAUUAACCAUAUACAGUGGAUUCGUGAUACCAUUUCGAGAAAUGCGCCCGUGGCUUCAAUGGUUUACGUAUAUCAAUCCGGUGCACUACGCUUUUGAGGCUAUGAUCAUCAACGAAUUUUCUGGACGAGAAUUCGCCUGUAGCAAAUUCUUCCCUGAAAUACGCAAUAAUCUUUCGCCAUUCAUUUGCGCUGUGGUUGGUUCCAGACAAGGACAAGUAUAUGUGUCGGGGGACGAUUAUAUUGCCGCACAAUUUGGAUUUACGAGCGGACAUCUUUGGAGGAAUCUUGGCAUUUUAAUUGCCCUCUUAGUAUUUUGUUCAUCUGUUUAUGUUCUCGCCACCGAGUUCAUUACAAUGCUUCCGCCAAGAUCGGACGUUUUACUAUUCCAGAGGGGUCAUAUGCCCGCUAAUUCCAUUAUCGACGACGAAGAGAAGGGUAAAGCUACUCGAGAUAGUGUCGAGAAGUUUAAUAAUGAUAAGAAUAGUAACUAUGGUAUACUUGAUACAAGUGAUGGCGCACACCUUCUUUGGAGCAAUCUCACCUAUAAAAUCAAGAUCGGAAAGCAGGAGAAAGUCAUUUUGGAUAAGAUAGAUGGUUGGGUCAAGCCUGGAACCUUGACAGCACUCAUGGGUUCAUCCGGGGCUGGCAAGACAACUCUUCUAAAUGUUCUCGCCGAGCGAACUACUAUUGGGGUUGUCACUGGUAGCAAAGUAGUAGAUACAUGCUACCAAAACAUCGCAUUUUCUCGUAAGAUUGGUUACGCUCAGCAAGAGGACAUACAUCUCGAAACAGCAUCUGUUCGAGAGUCACUUACGUUUAGUGCCUUGCUCCGGCAGCCCGAGCAUUACUCCACUGACGAAAAGCUGGCUUAUGUCGAUUAUGUUAUAGAGAUGCUCGAUAUGCAAGCGUUUCAGCAUGCCAUAGUCGGAAGGCUUAAUGUCGAACAAAAGAAGCGUGUCACAAUUGGCACCGAGCUGGCCGCACGACCAGAGCUUCUCUUAUUUCUCGAUGAACCAACAAGCGGUCUCGACAGUGACUCAUCUUGGUCUUUCUGCACUCUCCUAAGAAGAUUAACAGAUAGCGGACAGGCAAUCUUAUGCACCAUCCACCAGCCAUCGAGUCCUAUACUCACCCUAUUUGAUAAGCUUCUCUUCCUUAAGGAGGGCCACACAGUAUAUUUCGGCGACUUUGGACCUGAAUUUCGCUCACUAAUCAAUUACUUUGAAAGCCACGGGGCCCGGAAAUGCCUUCCCCAUGAGAACCCUGCUGAGUGGAUGAUGGAAGUCACCAGCACGGAUGAUGCCGAGCACUCACUGAAUUGGGAAGAGAUAUGGGACAGAUCCGCGGAAUGUGCCGCUGUUAAAAAGGAAUGUGGUCAAAUGAGCCAACGGCUAUCUAGGAUGCCAACUACAAUGGCUCUUAACGAGAGUCGUGCUACUGAAUUUGCAACCACCUUCUGGUACCAACUUGGCAUCGUUACCAAGAGAGCUUUUCAGCAUGACUGGAGGUCUCCGGAAUACCUCUAUUCCAAGAGCCUUACCACAUUUGGUUAUGCAUUCAUCAAUGGGGUGAGCUUCUGGGCCUCAGGAACAACAUCCCAAGCCAUCCAAAACCAAAUCUUCUCUCUCUUCGUAUUUUCUACAAUUUUCGGAACACAUGUACAACUCAUAAUGGAACGAUUCUACAACAGUCGAACCUUAUAUGAAAAUCGAGAGCGUCAAUCCCGAACGUACUCAUGGAUCGUAUUUCUUAUCUCAAAUAUCAUAGUCGAGCUCGCAUCACAAACCGUCAUCAGCGUCAUCGCGUACGUAUCGUGGUAUUAUCCAUUAGGUCUCUGGAAGAAUGCGAUCGCGCAGGACGAGCUUAAUAGCCGUAGUGGUCUCAUCUUUCUACUAAUUUGGUCCCUGCUUGUUUUAUUUCAAACUCUCUCACAAAUGCUCAUGACCAUAAUGCCUAACAUUCCAGCUGGGAUCAAUAAUGGAAACCUCUUAUUUAUGUUGUCGCUAAUAUUUUCCGGGGUUCUCGUGCCUCCCAGCGCCCUCCAGAACUUCUGGAUUUUCAUGUACAGGGCAACUCCACUUUCAUACUAUAUGUCUGCCAUCAUAGCGACCGGUCUCUCAGGGGCAAAUAUCACCUGCUCCGACAUAGCCAUAUAUAAACUGGAUCCUGUACCAGGUCAAUUCUGUGGCUCGUACCUCAACCCACCCACGGUUUUGGUUGAAAACACUAAGGAUAUACAAGGGUGUAGAGUGUGCGUGUCUAACACUGCUGAUUCGUUGCUGGCCGAAUUCGGCAUACGCUUCCAGGACCGCUGGUGGCAGUGGGGAGUUACCAUCGUUUAUAAUGUUAUUAAUGUGGCACUCGCAGUACUGUUGUACUGGUUAAUAAGGGUACCAAAGAGGCCGAGGAAGCAGGAUUAAUUUGACAGUCAAGUACAAGUAACAUCGUCGUCAUCGGAGAGACAUUUAGGUAGUUGACUUUAUCAUUCGCUUCCAGCUUCUUCUCUAUAUCAACCACCUAAUACAAGGUAUAUGAUGAUUACGAAUAUAUUGUCAGAUUGACCACAUCACCAAAAGGUAUCUUGUAAUGGCACAAAGGUUACUACUUAAUACAUGACAACACCAUAAAGAAAUCGCGAAGUGGCAGUGGAAACAAAUUAAUUGUUAUCCCAGCCUUUUGCUAGGACUACCUACUGUACGAUAUGAGGCCACAAUCAACUAACAACCGGUCCGUCUGAUGGAUUACAUAUGCGCAUUCAAAAUACCUAGGUAAUCCACAUCAAUUGAUAUGCC
Messenger RNA from Daldinia decipiens, 4818 nucleotides. RefSeq names its product ABC transporter. The record is from RefSeq and is a predicted model, not a curated record. Gene Ontology annotation, cellular component: membrane. The transcript has 12 exons. Gene Ontology annotation, biological process: transmembrane transport. The coding region runs from base 313 to 4446 and encodes 1377 amino acids. Gene Ontology annotation, molecular function: ATP hydrolysis activity; ATP binding; ABC-type transporter activity. NCBI's taxonomy places the organism in Eukaryota, Fungi, Ascomycota, Sordariomycetes, Xylariales, Hypoxylaceae.